GUUUGUACUCGUUCAUGAGUUAACAAAUAUGUUAUAUGAUUGAUUUAUAGGACUAGUAACGAUGAGGAUGAUGAAGAAGUUCUCGUGGUGUCAAGGAAUUACGUGAAGGUGAAGAUGGAGGGUGUAGGAAUAGCUAGAAAAGUUAAUCUUAGCACGCAUCAUUCAUUUCACACUCUCAACAAAACUUUGUUGGACAUGUUUGGAAAAAGUGAUGAUGAUCAAAAGUAUGAACUGGUUUAUCAAGACAAAGAAGGUGAUUGGAUUCUUGCUCAAGAUGUUUCAUGGAGGUAUUUCAUUGAGUGUGCCCAACGCCUUAAAUUGCUCAAGAUCAGAGGAUAACUCAACUCAAACCUUCGUUCAUGUUUUAAUUGGAAGCCAAAUAUUAAGUUGUUUGGGUAUGUAAUAUAUAGACAAUCUUUUAGCUGUAUAUAGUAGUAGUUUGGUCAGUAUAUCUUGGUUGUCUAUCCUAAAAAUCCAUAUAUAAGAAGUCGAUUUUU
Molecule: messenger RNA, 497 nt
Organism: Lathyrus oleraceus (garden pea)
Lineage: Eukaryota; Viridiplantae; Streptophyta; Magnoliopsida; Fabales; Fabaceae
Product: auxin-responsive protein IAA13
Exons: 3
Coding region: 115-339 (74 amino acids)
Biological process (GO): regulation of DNA-templated transcription
Cellular component (GO): nucleus
Source: RefSeq, a predicted model, not a curated record